This is a messenger RNA of Volvox carteri f. nagariensis, 519 nucleotides long. RefSeq lists its product as uncharacterized. Lineage: Eukaryota; Viridiplantae; Chlorophyta; Chlorophyceae; Chlamydomonadales; Volvocaceae. Bases 1 to 519 code for a protein of 172 amino acids. Gene Ontology annotation, molecular function: 2 iron, 2 sulfur cluster binding. The transcript has 3 exons. The record is from RefSeq and is a predicted model, not a curated record.
AUGGAAAUGAACAGCUUGGCAGCUUCAUGUUAUCGAUCCAGCGCAUUUCAUAGAUGCACAAAUCGAAGAACCUUGCGCCGCGCGUCCCUUUGGCAGCAGCGGCAGCAGCAGCAGCACCAACAGCCCUUCGCCGUGGUGACGCCUUGCAGCCCGGAGGCAGCCGUGUCUGCGUCGGUAUUAAAUUCCCCUACGAGUACACCUGUCGCUUCGCCCGCAAAAUCGACCGAUGUGGUAACCGUCUACUUCAGGCAGGAGGGCACCUCGACGCAAGCCCGGCCUGGGGAGGACUUUCUGGAGGUGGCGUCGCGUUGCCGUGCGGACAUCCCCACGGGCUGCUUGCACGGCUCUUGCGGCGUGUGCGAGGUGGAGCUGUUCAAGUGCGGAUCGGAUGGCCGCGAGGCGGGCAGCCCCGUGGUGAUGCGCGCGUGUGUGGCCAAGGUGCCACGGGGCUGGGGGCGGGUGGAGGUGGGCAUGAUGUCCGCAGAUACUGUUUGGGGCCAGGACGGUUGGGACACGUGA